This is a messenger RNA of Aspergillus fijiensis CBS 313.89, 1430 nucleotides long. RefSeq names its product uroporphyrinogen-III synthase HEM4. The record is from RefSeq and is a predicted model, not a curated record. Gene Ontology annotation, biological process: uroporphyrinogen III biosynthetic process. The transcript is spliced from 2 exons. Bases 60 to 1139 code for a protein of 359 amino acids. NCBI's taxonomy places the organism in Eukaryota, Fungi, Ascomycota, Eurotiomycetes, Eurotiales, Aspergillaceae. Gene Ontology annotation, molecular function: uroporphyrinogen-III synthase activity.
CCUCCAAUUGCACCUCACCCACCCAAGAACAAACCAGACCAGCAAGAAACCCAAGAACAAUGGCCGAGCAAGACCCUCGCACCCCGAUCCUCCUCCUCAAAACCCGCUCCACCCCGCACGACGGCUACGACGACUUCUUCACGAGCCAAAACUACAGCCCCGCCUUCAUCCCCGUGCUGGAGCACCACUUCCACACGACCAACCUCCAACGCAUCCACGACCUGCUCGUAUCGGGGGGCUUUCGCGCGGGCCAUCCGAACCAGAAAUACGGCGGCAUCAUUUUCACAAGCCAGCGGGCGGUGGAGGGGUUCGCCCACGUCCUCGAGGGCAUCGACGACCCAGGCCGAAGUCUAACCCCCCUCACCCUCCCCCUCUACACCGUCGGCCCCGCAACCCACCGCUCCCUCUCCGCCCUGACAACCACCUACCUCCCCAACGCCACCCUCCACGGCCAGGACACGGGCACCGGCGAGCUCCUCGCGCACUUCAUCCUCUCGCACUACCCGACGUACACCACGGGCAACACCACGGGCAACCUAGAUGCGAACACCAGCCCCCCAAAUCCCCAGACCCAGACCCCAAACCACGCAAGAAAGCCCCUCCUCUUCCUCGUCGGCGAACAGCGCCGCGACAUCAUCCCCAAGACCUUGAUGGACCCGGCGCGGCGGCCCGACGCCCGCAUCCCCGUGGAGGAGCUGGUGGUCUACGAGACCGGGGUGAUGGCCGGGUUUGAGGAGGCGUUUGGGGCGCGAAUUCGCGCGGAGCGGGAUGCGUUCCAGCGCAAACAGCAGGACGAAGACGACGAGAAAGUGGUCUGGACGGUGGUGUUUUCGCCGACGGGGUGUGAGGCUAUGGUCAGGGUUCUGGAGACGGUGGAUGCUUCUUCGUCAUCGUCGUCAUCGUCGUCAUCGUCAGCGGUUCUGGGCGGUGGGUUGGAAUCACAAAAUGAGGAUGGGGAUUUAGGUCGAAAGGAUAACAACAGAAAGUUCUUUGUCGCGACCAUUGGUCCGACGACCAGGGAUUAUCUCAGGAAUCGGGUCGGGUUUGAACCCGAUGUCUGUGCGGAGAAGCCUAGUCCCGAGGGGGUCGGGAGGGGGAUCCAGAAAUUUAUGGAGGAGUUUAGGGCGGGGAAGAAUUAGUCCAAAAACUGAAAGCUGAGGUCACUGUUUAUGUACAGUUAGGAAGUAAGUGGAGUGCCUCAGGCAAUUCUGCACCGCAUAUAUACCCAAAGACGUUCUUGAAAAAGUUCAUCUUAUGUACUGGUCUGCUUGUCAAGGCUACUCUGCUCGCAUUAUAUCAAACAAGCUUAAAUGCCCGAAUCAUCACAUCAACUCCAUCCAUAUUCCCUUCCCAUAAUGGCAGCAUAUCACUCAGGGUGGAACGCGCGAGCAUUGUCCCUAUCCUUUUCUUUCUAUCCUUCCAUGUUAUUA